Molecule: messenger RNA, 4961 nt
Organism: Oncorhynchus gorbuscha (pink salmon)
Lineage: Eukaryota; Metazoa; Chordata; Actinopteri; Salmoniformes; Salmonidae
Exons: 4
Coding region: 386-4201 (1271 amino acids)
Molecular function (GO): GTP binding; protein binding
Source: RefSeq, a predicted model, not a curated record
AUUCAUAACUAAGGAAGACAUUUCACACUCAUUAACUUCUCAAGCCUCAAACCCCGGCCUCUUCUGUUUAGUCUAUUUCACAAGUGUUCCUGGAAAUCUUGCGAUGUUGCGCCUCUGGGUUUAGAAACUCUGUGAUUUGGUCUAUAGAAGAGAGUGUCAGACGCCAGUCUACAUCUGGGUAGAGAUUAAUCUCAUACUUGCUGGUGUAUGUUGAAUCCUUGGCUUCUAUUUUGAACAUCUACGUGUGAUUUUAUUCUGUUUGACAUCCAUCGGCAAGCUUCGUUGAUUUAAGUUCAAGGGUUUUAUCCAAAGAAAUAAGAGCUCCAGAGACCUCUUCCUGUUCAGAAAGAACAACAAGACUGGUGGACAAAGAUAACACUGAGUCAUGUCUGACUCGGAGACCAUCGAGCUAGCCGCUCUGGGCCGACCCUUCCAGCUGGGGAUGCUGUAUGACUGUCGUAGAGAUGUCCUCAUCCCAGGUAUCACUCUCUGGGAUUCUGAGAUGCUUCAGAAACACAUCAAUGUCCGUCCACAACCGAACACCGACUUCAAAAUCAUUACUUCAGACUCAAGUGAAGCCAAGUCAGAAGCUUUGAAUGUGUCUGCAUCUCUUGAGGCCAGUUUUCUUGGUGGCUUAGUCAGUGUGAAGGGUUCUGCUGAAUUCCUACAUGACAAAAAGACCUCAAAGCGUCAGUCUAGGGUUUCUCUGCAGUACCGUGCCACCACUCACUUCGAGCAGUUGACCAUGGACCACCUGGGGCCAGGAAAUGUGAAAUACUCGAAUGUCUUACAAGAGGGCUCUUCAACCCAUGUGGUGACUGGCCUGCUCUACGGAGCGCAGGCCUUCUUCGUUUUUGACCAAGAGGUUUCCUCAGGAGAGAACCACCAGGACAUCAAGGGAAACCUGCAGGCCACAAUAAAAAAGAUCCCUCUCAUAUCAAUAGAAGGGCAGGGAAAUGUGAAGAUGAGUGAGGAAGAGAAGAAAAAGGCCAAUAAAUUCAACUGCACCUUCCAUGGUGAUUUUGCACUAGAAAACAACCCUGUCACCUUUGAAGAUGCCGUCAAGGUGUAUGCCGGCCUGCCACGUCUGCUAGGGGAGAACGGAGAACAUGCUGUGCCCAUGACCGUUUGGCUCUAUCCUCUCAAGAACCUGGACUCUGCAGCUGCCCAGCUAGUCAGGCAGAUCAGUGUUAGCCUGGUGCGUCGUGCACAGCGAAUCUUGGACGGACUGGACAAUACUGAUGUACAAUGCCAGGACAUGAUGAAGGAAGACAUGGCUAUCAAGUUCCCUGAACUCAAAGCCAAGUUCAACAAGUUCAGGGACUUGUGCUCAGAGUACAAGCUGGUGUUCCAGAAAGGUCUCUGCAAGGUUCUUCCCAACAUAAGAGGAGGAGGAAUGGAGGAGGAAGAGCUGAUAAAAAUGCUCAACAGCAAAGAACGUUCUCCAUUCCAGAAUGACCUCAUGAUCACAUACCUGGACGACAGAGAGAGAGAGAUGAAUGUUGUCAGCUCUUACCUUGACAUAAUGAAAGAGGUUCAAGUUGUGUACUCAAGCAGUGAAUUGGAUGGAUUAGUGCUUGAUGAAGCUAAUGAUUAUGUAGUGUGUUUUGCAUUUUCCUAUUUGAAGGAGAAAGAAGAGUAUGUGGUAGUCCUGGAGAACUACUUGCUGGAAGAAUCUAAGAGUGAUUUUUCACAGACACCUUACAACCCCAACGCAGUCGGGAAGACUGCAGCAGAAAAGUGGUUUCGCUCAGGGGAGGUAACGACCCUAACCAGACAAACCAUAAAUCUGUUCCUAGACUUCAAAGAGUCAAAUGAAAGCAGAGAAAAUCUUGCAUUCUGCAUUGCAUCAAUUCCAAACAAACUCCUCACCGCAUCCUCCAUCCAUGUCUAUGAAAGAGGGACACUUUUGAAUCCACAGUUUGAGCUGCCAUCAAAGCCAGGUGUUCCCACCAUCAAGAGUCUGGAGCAUGACUGUGUCCACUUGCAAGUCAACCCUCCCAACCUUGGUGUUACCUCUGUGGAGUCAUACCAGGUUUUGUACCAGGCUGAGCAGGCUGACUCUGAGUGGACCGAGGUCAAAUCUGAUCCUACAACUAACCAGGUCACCAUCAGUCGUUUGGACCCAUACAAAAAGUACCGCUUUAGCUGCAAGGCGGUAUGUAGACCUGGUGUGAGCCUCUCCAGUGACUGGACAGAAUACGUCAGGACCCGCCCAUGUAGCCCCCCUGGACCCCCCACCGAGAAGAGGAUAGAAUCAGGAAGUAUCCGAGUGAACUGGGACAUUCCUACCAUAGUGGGAGAUGAUGUUGAAGUCAUUGGUUAUGUGGUUGAAUACAGAAAGAGUGUAAAGACUAUAAACAAUCAGAUGUGGCACACCAUCAAAACCACCACUAGAGAGGGUACACUGGAAGGAGUAGAGGCUGACACUGCAUACAGCAUCAGAGUCUCUGCUAACUGUGGCGAAACAGGGAAUAGUCUUCCCAGUCCUGAGACUGUGCUGACCACCCUUGGGGUCUCUGAUACCCAACCGAAGACGAGCAAAUCAACAGGAGCAAAAAGUGAGGAAUUCCUAAAAAUAUCCCAGAAGGUGGAAAACGGCAACCCCUCAAUCCACUGGCUGAAUCUGGAACAGAAGUUCGGUGUAAAGGAAAGUUUUAACCAGUACACUUUUGGGAGGAAAGUUGAGCAAGGGAAUAACAAGGUGAUAUUGCUUCUGGGGGCCACAGGUGCAGGAAAAACAACUCUGGUCAAUGUCAUGAUAAACUACAUCCUCGGGGUAAAGUGGGAAGACUAUUAUCGCUUUAAGCUCAUCCAUGAGGUGACCAACAGGUCACAGGCUGAGAGCCAGACUGUGGUUGUGACAUCAUAUGAGCUCUACAACCAGCCAGGCUUUCAGAUUCCUUAUUCUCUGACCGUCAUUGACACACCAGGGUUCGGAGACACCAGAGGAAUUGCUCAAGAUAAAAUGCUCAUCCAGAUGAUGAAGAAUUUCUUGUGUCAUCCUUUAGGGAUUGAUCACAUUGAUGCAGUCUGCUUUGUAGUGCAGGCAUCACUUGUUCGUCUCAGUCACUCCCAGAGAUACAUCUUUGAUUCCAUCCUGUCCAUCUUUGGAAAGGAUGUUGCUGAGAACAUCCUGAUGCUUGUGACAUUUGUUGAUGGGAAGCACAUACCGGUGCUAGAGGCCAUCAAAGCUGCAAAUCUGCCCUGUAAGAAAAACAAGAAGGGGCUACCAACCCAUUUCAAAUUCAACAGUUCAAUUCUGUUCUUAAAGGAGACAGAGAGCAGCUCUGAAGAGGAUGAUUCUGAUGAUGAUCAUAAGGCCCAGUGUCCAGAGCAAUGGAGGUCAACUUUCAAGGAGAUGAAGAAAUUUUUCCAAGAACUUGAAAGCAUUGAGAGCAAAGAUCUGACCCUGACAAAGAACGUUCUGAAAGAACGUGAGCUUCUGGAGAAGACCAUGACACGCCUGACCCCUCAGAUCACAGCAGGUCUGUCAAAGCUAAGUGAGAUCAAAAGCUUCAAACAGUGUCUGGAGAACGAGGACGAGAACAUGAAACAGAACAAAAACUUUGAGACCGAGGUAAAUGUGCUGCAGGUGAAGAGAAGCAAAUUAUCCCAAGACUUUGCAACAAACUGCAAGGUGUGCAAUUUUACAUGUCACACCUGCUGUUUCCUUCCAAUGGAGGAUGACAUCAACAGUUGUGCUGUGAUGGAUGAUGAUGGUAACUGUACCAUAUGUCCAGGAAAAUGCUCUUCCACUGACCACGACAGGGAAAAAGUCUUGUUGACAUAUGAAACAAAGACUGAGAAAAAGACUAUCCAAGAACUGAAGGACAACUUCAUGAAGGCGUGGGGCAAAUCUAUGGAAACCAAGGAGAUGCUGGAUAAGCUUGAGGUUGAGUUUCAUAAGAUUGAGGACGCGCUGAUGCAUUUGAUCAAGCAGUCUUCUGACUGUCUCAAGAGACUUAAUGAUGUUGCCCUGAAACCAAGCUCUCUCUCCACUAUGGAGUACAUUGAGAUACUCAUUCGCACAGAGGAGGACGAAUGCAAGCCAGGCUUCGAGGAUCGGAUCGUAGGGUUGAAGAAAAUGAAGGCAGAGUCUGAGAUUCUGGAUAAGAUUGCAAAAGGAGAAGCUUUACUCCCAAAUGAGAGAUCAUUCUUAAAGGAUAAAGAGGAUAGAGGGCAGGAGAUUCCAACAUAAGCCGGAUGAUGUUCUGAUAACAUUAUCUGGAAUCCAAAUUGAGUCUCCAUUUGAACAUCAAACUGCCCAAUAUUGCAGCAACGUUUGUGUUUACUGGGAAGAUCCAACUGAUAUCUGAGGUUCAUUGGAUUUGUAUUAAAACUCUUAGCCUCUGUGGGAGAAAUUAUAUACAUGAUUUUGGUAACACAAGAGAAAGAUACACUUAUGGGUUCAUUCCCUGUUCUGGUAAAAUGCAUUUUCUAUUGUAUAGGGCAGGAAGCAGUUAAAGGCCAUGGGGGUAUGGGACACUAAAAAUGCAGACACAUAGACGCCUAGACCAGCUGGACAAAGAUCAGAGGGAUAGAAACAGGAGGGGGUCAGCCAAAUGACCAACUGAUGGAUUACAGACAUCAAUCGCAUCACAGGGGAGACACAUAAGUCUGUUUGAUCUUAGACAACCAUAUGAAGAGAAGGCGACCAAGGCAGCUGGACACACUAAAAACUAGAGAUAAAAAAAGGCCACAGGAAAGGGGGAUGUAUAUUAUCUUUUGGUCAAAGCAAGGGUCUUGUCAACAUUAUAAUCUGGCCGAAAGCAGAUGUGGGCGUUACUGGGCUGAACAAGCAGGAUUGGGAUGUAACUGUAUUUGCAUUGGGGGAUGAACUGAUGAUGUAUGUGUGGGUAUAAAAUGAAGAGUGAAAGAGCUCUGGAAAGGUGUGUGUUCCGCGGACCGCUCAGGCUUAUGAUACUGGUGUAUUAAAAGUCUAUAUUGAUUUUCACAAA